Messenger RNA from Acaromyces ingoldii, 842 nucleotides. RefSeq lists its product as hypothetical. The coding region runs from base 89 to 790 and encodes 233 amino acids. NCBI's taxonomy places the organism in Eukaryota, Fungi, Basidiomycota, Exobasidiomycetes, Exobasidiales, Cryptobasidiaceae. The transcript has 2 exons. The record is from RefSeq and is a predicted model, not a curated record.
CAAAUCUGCACCGCAUUAGGAGGACUGGCCAUCCCUGCUCAACCUUCCGUCUCCUUUCCUUCCCUCCCCGUCACUUGCCAUCUCCCAGAUGACCUUUUUUAGAGCUCUCUCGAGGGCAUUCUCUUCGCCUGCUCGGCCGCGCCCCAGUGCGGGGGCUCUAUCAUACCCUCGCUUCGCAGGCCCGACACCGGCAUUUGCAGUCUAUGCUCCUCCCACACUCCUGCUCUUUUCCUACUUUUCCUCGACCGCUCCCAUUCAUGCCGACGAAGCUCGCCCGAAAUCAAAGUCUUCGACGCUCUUCCGCGCAGCCAGCCCAGCGGCGCUCCGCAAUCCCGUCACGAACCUCGUCUUUUUGCGCGUGCGCGACGAUGCAGACGAGCGGCGGGCGCAUGAAGGCUGGGUCGGCUACUUUCGAGAAGCCGGCUUCGACUGUGUCGAGAUGAACCUCGACAUCGUGGGAGCGUCGAGCGAUGAUGAAGGGGCGUGGAGCAAAGAACUCGAGGGCCAGUUGCGACUUCUCUCGCUGCAGCGUGCCCCGCUUCUCUUCUGUCGAUCUCCCGCCUCGACCGAUGCGGCCACUUCGCACAUAGGUUCUGGCUCAGCAAGGGCCAGUGGGCUCGUGCUGGUGGUACCCUCAGAGGAGAAGCGGCAGGAGGUCCAAGCGCGGUUAGAUGAACUCAAGAUCGACACAAAAAGGAACAGAGUUUUGAUUGUCGUCGAAUCGGAGGGCAAAGAUGACUCGGCUAUCCGGAGCGUCGAGCGGUGGAUCACAUCAGAAGGGCUUGCUUGAUGAUGAAAUGCCCUAAUCAAUGAAGGUUAAGAAAUACAAUGUGGGAGGCUUG